Messenger RNA from Catharus ustulatus (Swainson's thrush), 6018 nucleotides. RefSeq names its product RAS p21 protein activator 2 (gene RASA2). NCBI's taxonomy places the organism in Eukaryota, Metazoa, Chordata, Aves, Passeriformes, Turdidae. Gene Ontology annotation, molecular function: GTPase activator activity; phospholipid binding. The record is from RefSeq and is a predicted model, not a curated record. Bases 3394 to 5592 code for a protein of 732 amino acids. The transcript has 21 exons. Gene Ontology annotation, biological process: regulation of GTPase activity; negative regulation of Ras protein signal transduction; intracellular signal transduction.
UUGAAUUGCACAUUAACAUUUUGAAAGUUAAGUACAGUUUAGGACAUGUGGUGGUAGAAGAUUAUGUUGAGCUGUAGGAGAUAGGACUUAGCACCUAGGCUGGUAAUGUUCUGCAUGGUACUUAAAACUGGCAGAAGACAUGAAGCAACUGUUUGGGAAAUGUCUUAACAGUAUUUUGAUGUCUGAAAUGCUUGUAAGAGGAGCCUUGAGUACUUGAGGCACAUGAAUGUAUCCUAAAACUCUUGAGUAAAUUUUUUUUUGGUCAUUUUGGUGUUAACCUAAAUAAUGGCUUCUUCUGUGACAUUGAAGUGGUUAGUCUCUAGAAUUUGAAGAUACUUGUGCUGUGUUCACGUAUCUUAUCUUGAAACACUUUCUGCGUUUGGUAUCAACAACUUGCACUUUAUUUCACUUGCAACUUUAUUUCACCCUAUGGUUCUUCAAACAGGAUUGUUCUAGGAAUAGGUAAAAGUGAGAUGGCUCCAGAAGUUGUAGUAAUUCUCCUUUUGGUUUCAAGAACAAAACAGAAUUCUUGAGAAUCUCUUAGCCUUCUUGCUGUGAUAAACUAUUUGAUUUUAAUAGGGUUUUUUUCCAGAUUUGCCUGAGGGCAAAAGUCUUAGACUUGACAGUGUUUGUAUUCUUUUAGUAACGUGAAAGUCCCUUUGGGGAGAGAGAAUCCUGGCUACUUUUACAACAUCUGAAUGUGCAGAAUUCUCCUAUUAUUUCCACAGAUGAUUCAUUUAUGAGCCAUAAGUUUAGCCUGCAGCUCUUGGGUAUAGGAGGGCAUGUGGUUACUUUACGUGAAGACAGAUUUUCAAAACGUCUGAAUACCACUUCCUCUUCUGUGUUGAAAAUCAGUCUCUUUCAGUUACGAUAGAACAGAAUAGAAUGGUUCAUUUGGAAGGGACCUAGAGAUCAUCUAGUCCAGCUACACAUUGUCUUCUUUGAUUCUUUCAUGUAAUCAUUAAAAAUUCUAGAAAGCACUUUCCAGAUAUAAACUGAAGGGCAGUUCCCAGUUUGACUUAAACAUUUUCAUGCUAGUUAUGUUUCUCUUCUGUCAUAAAAAUGUAUUGAUGUGUGCAAGGCAAUAGGAUAGCAUAGAAGUAUUUUGUGUUCCAUGAAUAUGCGUAAGACACUUCACAGUUUCUUGGUUGAGAUUAUUUUUGGGGUUUUCCAUAACCCUGCAUUUAUUUCAAGACUGAAUUUAAUCUAUUAGAAUUUCAUCUAUUCUUUACAGGUUAACUUUGGUAUAAUUAGCUGCCUGUAUACCAGGAAUGUUAAGUGUUGGAGAUUUUUAGCAAGCAACUGCUCUGCUAUGUGUUUUGAUAUUAGCUGGUUUGUGUUUUACUGCUGCUCACAGUAUGAUGAGUUCAUAUUAAACUUGUUUUCUUGAAACUUUUUCCUUUUUCCACUAGUUCUUGAAAAGUAAAUGUGGGAAUACUAAGUUAAUAAACCAGAAUUUGAGAAGUUGGAUGAAACAUGCCACAUGUAACUGCAGCUGGAACAAACUUGUUUAUAUAUAUUAGCUUUUAAGAAAAUUUCUUGUUUUCUAAAAUGCGGAUGGUGUCAUCAUGCUAGUAAAAUUGUUAGGAUUACUUGACCUUUUUUUUAUUUAUAAAAUCUUCAUUAAUCUGGUUUGAAAUUGGCUCAUUUGAUUAAACACACCCUUGAUCUAUAUUAUUUAUAGUAAGAAACUUUUAUGGAGAUUUAUAUAUAUAUUGAUAUAUAAAUAGUUUAUACCUGUAUUUAUACAUAGAGUUUUUAUAGAGAUCUUUACUUGAAAAUCACAUUGGCAAGAUCAAAAUCUUUCAUACACUGUUAAGGUUUUGAACCUUCACUGUUCUUUUUCUUAAAAUUGAUAGGAUCUGUGUCAGUAAAACUCCCAUCUUCUUACAGUAAGUACCUGAAAAUUGAUAGUUAAUCCAUUUGUAAAGUUACAAUGAUAUGUACCUGCCUUUGAACAACCCUGAGAUCUAGAGAUGCAAAGUGUAUUCACACAGUCACUGUUUAUUAUUUAUUGCACAAGAAUGGCUGAUUUCUCUGUUUUGAAGUAAAAGCCUUCUGUGCAGCCACAUUUAAAACCAGUUUCGUAUUAUGUCAGAAGUUCUGAUACAGAUCUGAAGAUCAGCAACUUUAGGAAACCAUCACACUGCUCUUGACAAACAAAACAAGGGUGUUCUAAAACUCUCCGUGCAUGUUGGGGAAAUACUUAGAGCCAUGUUUCUGUAGUCAUCGUGGUACUGAGCUGGAAGCAAACUACAUCCAUAGGUAGUUCUCAGGAGCAGCAAUAUGCUGUUUUACUCCUACUGUUGGGUGUAAAACACAAUUUGUGGGUUUUGGUUUUAAAAGCAAAAGGAAGAUGUUUAGGCCAUUCACACAGCAUCUGUUUUCUAAAACAAGUAAAGUCAGCUAUUUAAAUAAAUACUGAAAAUGUUUGUCUUUUCAUUUGUCAUUCAAAAACUUUACCUUGUAAGGCUGUUGGCAUGCUUCUUGGUAUCCUGUUUUUAUCCUGUAAAUCUGUUUUUGUAAUGGAGUUUCUCUGCUUGACAAAUACUUUCUUAAUGUACCUGUGUUCCUGUCCCUGUAGUAGCAGUUUGCAAAACACUUGGCAGGCAUCCCAAAGCACUUACGUUUGUAACUGCCUUGUAAAAGAGGCUUCAUUUCUCCUCCCAUGUGACGAACAGAGAGGGAAAUGCAGCCUUUGCCCCAGGGGAUUUACAAUAAAAACAUUGCAGUUUUAUGUCAAAACGUAACUGCUACAGAAAUAUGUGUAAGAUCAGCUAAGUGUUUUACUUCCAUUUUAGCAGAAAGGCAAAGCUGUAGUUCAGAUUAUGACUUGCUUCCUUUACCACUAUUGUAAACCACCUUCCAGAGCCCUUCCACAAGAAUUUUGGUUGUGAUCACACCGGUUCCACCUAGCAAAUAGACGAAUACCGAGGAAAACAUUGUUAGAGAAAAGGCUGUCAGUGUGUGCUUAUCUUAGAUGUAAAAGCCAGCACAAACAGCCAGGCACUGAAAGGAAUAGCAGGUAUUGUUCAGGUGGAAUCUUACUUGUUUGGGGCAAGAUUCAAGUACUAAAUUUUGGUCAUCCCAAGAAAGUUGCAUAUCAUGGUUUAAAGUUAUGGAGCCUUUUAUUGAGAGAGUACAGUAGGUUGGCCCUUGCUGAUUUCUGAAGUUAAUCCAUGCUGUGCCAUCAUUUAUGGUUUAUUUUUCUUAAAUGCAUCCUGCCAUGUCAGAAAAAGAAAAAGAGGAAGCUGAGUUUAGCAAUUAUUGUUACCUUUUCCUCUCUUUUGAUUGUGUUUACUGUUCCUUAAGUUCAUCUGCAGUCUUCAUGAGAUAAUUGAAAACUGCCUUGGGAUGCACAGUACAUUUCUAAGUUAUAUUUAGUCUUUUGUGAUGGACAUGAUUUCACAGUGGAGAUUAAAUGCUGCUGGUGAUGGCUAUUGCAUGCUAUUCUACUUUUCUAGGUAUACCUACCUGCCUUCGGAGUCCAAGGGGAAAGUUCACCUUGAACUAAAACUGAAUGAACUGAUAACAGACAAUGGAUCUGUGUGCCAGCAACUAGUAGUACACAUAAAGGAGUGCCAUGGGUUGCCGCUUAUAAAUGGACAGAAUUGUGAUCCUUAUGCAACAGUUUCUCUUGUGGGACCUUCCAGGAAUGACCAAAAGAAGACCAAGGUUAAGAAGAAAACAAGCAAUCCGCAGUUUAAUGAAACAUUUUAUUUUGAGGUAACCAGGUCCAGCAGUUACACAAAAAAGUCCCAGUUUCAGGUGGAAGAAGAAGAUAUUGAGAAACUAGAAGUCAGGGUUGACCUAUGGAAUAAUGGCAAUCUGGUACAAGACAUCUUUCUAGGAGAAAUUAAAGUUCCUGUGAAGGUGUUAAGAAAUGAUUCUUUUCAAGCAUGGUACUUACUUCAGCCAAGAGAAAAUGGAAACAAGUCUUCUAAAACUGAUGAUUUGGGAUCACUUAGAUUAAAUAUCUGUUACACUGAAGACUGUGUACUUCCAUCUGAGUACUAUACUUCUCUAAGGAACUUGCUGCUAAAAUCUGCAGAUGUUCAGCCUAUUUCUGCAUCUGCUGCCUACAUUCUGAGUGAGGUGUGUCGAGACAAGUACGAUGCUGUACUGCCUCUGGUACGGCUGUUGCUGCACCACCAUAAGCUGGUUCCCUUUGUUGCAGCAGUGGCAGAGCUAGAUCUGAAGGACACCCAAGAAGCAAACACAAUCUUCAGAGGCAACACAUUAGCAACUCGGUGUGUAGAUGAAAUGAUGAAAAUAGUGGGGAAGCACUACCUAAAGGUCACUUUGAAGCCUGUUAUUGAUGAGAUAUGCGAGUCUCCUAAACCCUGUGAAAUAGAUCCCAUCAAAUUAAGAGAAGGGGAUAACGUGGAAAUUAAUAUGGAAAAUCUCCGCUAUUACGUGGACAAAGUGUUCCGUGAAAUAGUGCGGUCGAGUAUAAGUUGUCCUACCCUAAUGUGUGAUGUUUUUUAUUCUUUGAGGCAUCUGGCUGCCAAAAGAUUUCCAAAUGACCCUCAUGUACAGUAUUCUGCAGUGAGCAGCUUUGUGUUUCUUCGUUUCUUUGCUGUAGCCGUAGUCUCACCUCAUACUUUUCAUUUACGACCUCACCAUCCAGAUGCACAGACUUCUAGAACAUUAACUCUUAUAUCAAAAGCCAUCCAGACUUUGGGGAGCUGGGGAAGUUUGACCAAAACCAAACUUUCAAGUUUCAAGGAGACGUUUAUGUGUGAGUUUUUCAAAACAUUUCAAGAAGAAACAUUUACUGAAUCUGUUAAAAAGUUCCUGGAUGAUGUUUCCUCUACUGAGAGUAAAGAGCCCAGCGGUGUAAGCGAGCCAGUACAUCUAAAAGAAGGAGAAAUGUACAAAAGAGCUCAGGGAAGGACUCGGAUUGGUAAAAAGAAUUUCAAGAAGCGAUGGUUCUGUCUAACAAGUAGAGAAUUCACAUAUCACAAACAGCAAGAUAAAGAACCAAUUUUCACUAUUCCAAUCAAAAACAUCCUUGCAGUGGAGAAACUUGAUGAGAGCUCCUUCAACAAGAAAAAUAUGUUUCAAGUACUUCAUGGGGAAAAGCCACUGUAUAUCCAAGCAAAUAACUGUGUAGAAGCCAGUGAGUGGAUAGAGGCUCUUUGCCGGGUAACGAGGUGCAACCAGAAGAGGCUGAGCUUUUACCACCCCUCUGCUUUCCUGAAUGGGAACUGGCUGUGCUGCAAGGCCACCAUAGAGAGCAGCGAGGGCUGCGCGCGCUGCACUGCAGAUGUUCCUGCUGAUACUCAAAUUGAGAUUGAUGGAGACAGAGAGACAGAAAGAAUUUACUCACUUUUCACUAUCAACAGGUCUAAACUACAGAAGUUGGAAGAGGCUUGUGGAAGUAUAGCAGUCUAUCAAGGUCCUCGGAAAGAACCAGAUGAUUAUUCUAACUUCACCAUUGAAGAUUCUGUAGCCACUUUCCAUACACUCCAGCAGAUAAUAGAUAUAGUAGAAAAGCUGAAUGAAUCCCAUGAAAAAUACCAGAAGAAGAGAUCAUCUAGUGCCAAAUAUGGUAGUGAAGAAAACCCAAUUGUUGGAAAAGUUUCCUAACCAAAAAAAAUUGCCCCACUUGGAUGAAAAAAGAAACUGGAAAUGUUCUGGAGUGUUUUGUUUUUUAUUCUUCUUUUUAAAAUUCAUUAUAUGCAUUUUUGCAAAAUAUUUAAGAAUGAACAUAAAUGCUAGUUGUGUUGACAAUCUAUUUAAUAUUUAAUAGAAAAUACCUUCUUGGAAAUCUGGUCUUUAAGGUUUAUUCUCAUUUUGCUGAAGAACUUGAAGUUCCAGGUUCUUGAAGUAACCAGAUGUGAAUAAAUCUAAAAGUUGUUUUCCCAUUGUUGUCUUAUUGGAAAGAACUUUCUAGACAAAUAAGCUUUUUUGUGGAGGAAAAUCCACACUGCAUUUGUUGGUUGGAUUAAAUCUCAGUACAUACACUGCAAACUUGCAUGAGUUUACCAUGAGUGCCUGCCCUGCUGAUACGGA